Molecule: messenger RNA, 4577 nt
Organism: Mobula hypostoma (lesser devil ray)
Lineage: Eukaryota; Metazoa; Chordata; Chondrichthyes; Myliobatiformes; Myliobatidae
Gene: ncoa5
Product: nuclear receptor coactivator 5
Exons: 11
Coding region: 151-2130 (659 amino acids)
Biological process (GO): regulation of signal transduction
Cellular component (GO): nucleoplasm
Molecular function (GO): RNA binding
Source: RefSeq, a predicted model, not a curated record
GCUUCGUCAGUGACGCAUGCGCGAAAAGAAGUCGCGGAUCGCAGUCGGCCGUUGCUGUCCGGACAAGAAAAGGAAGCUCCCGCAGCAAAGUCAGCGCCAAAAAGUGCGAGUGAAACUUCACGUCGGAUAACGCCCAUAAAAGGAUUCUAAAUGAUGUCCCGGAGAAGAAGCAGAAGCCCAUCCCGAGAACGUAGAAUGCGUGGUGACCGGGGUGCAAGUAACAAGACAGACAGUGCUGAUCCUCGAGAUCUUGAGAGGCGCGUUUUUGUUGGAAAUUUACCCACCGACUCCAUGGUGAGGAAGGAUUUGGAGGAUAUGUUCCUUAAAUAUGGCAAGAUAAAUGCUUUGUCAAUGCACCAUGGAUUUGGGUUUGUGCAGUUUGAUCGUGUUGAGGAUGCUAAAGCUGCCGUGCAAGGAGAGAACGAUCGAAUGUGUAGAGGGUACAGAUUAGAUGUUAAUAUGGCAGCUGAUCGAAGAAAUUCGAAUAAAUCUGCACGGAGACAGAGUCCUCCGAGAAGAGAUCCAUUUGCCUUUGGUGAUGAACGUGAUGUAAGACGUGAUCGCUCCCCACUCAGGCCUACAAGGGAUGAACGUGAUGCAAGAGAUCCUCUGUAUGAUCGAUACAGGGAUACCAGAGACCCCAGGGAGUCAAGCUACAGGCGAGAUGAAGUUUAUGACCGCUAUUACCGCUAUGAUGAUAUUUUGCGCAGGAAGGAGGAGCCAUAUCUGGAUAGAUUCCGUGAGCCAUGGGAUCCCAGAGCAUCUCGGGAUGUUGAUGAUCCCAUGAGAAGAGAGCGCCGAAGAGAAGAAUUGUAUCGCCAGUAUUAUGAUGAAAUCCAAAGACGUUAUGAUGCUGAAAGACCUGUGGAUUGUUCGGUUAUUGUCGUCAACAAGCAGCAAAAUUCCGAUACAGCAACAAGAUCUAACUGGCAUUACUGUGAGCUACAUCAUAGUCACAUGGAAUAUGCAGAGUCUGUUGGUCGUAAGGUUCGCGACCUUGGUAUGGUGGUUGACUUGAUAUUCCUGAAUACUGAAGUGUCGCUUACUCAAGCUCUUGAAGAUGUCAGCAGAGGAGGCACAGCAUUUGCAAUUGUUAUUACUCAACAACAUGAAAUACACAGAUCAUGCACUGUCAAUAUCCUGUUUGGGACACCACAGGAGCAUCGUAACAUGCCAAUAGCUGAUGCUAUGAUCUUGGUUGCACGUAAUUAUGAAAGGUACAAGACAGAAACGCGUGAAAAGGAGCGGGAAGAGGUUGCAAGAAAGGCAGCAAAAAUGGCAGAUGAAGUAAUCAUGCGUGAACGUGAACCUACCCAAGGAGGGCUUGAAGAGCGAGGAAACCCCCCUAGCAUCCAGCCAUUAUUGCACCUACUUGUGGAUGGAAGAUACCUUUCCUUGGAGGAAAUUGAUAAAAUCAUAGAAUAUCUGAGAGAGAAAAAGGAACGGUUUCUUCGAGGAGGAGAUUCUUUGCAUGGAUCUGUUCACAAUCCAGCUCCCAUGCAAAGAACAAACAUGGGCUCUGUUGGAAUCAGUCCACUUGAUGCACAACAGUCUCUGCCAAAUGCUCAAUCUUUGAAGGGAGGUCCACAGGAUGCACAAGCAACACAACAGCAAGAGCUGCAAGCAAAGAUCCUAAGCCUCUUCAACAGUGGAGCGUCUGGUACCAAUACUAAUACUGCAGGAGCACAGGGCCCCACAUAUGGAAGUGCACUAAACACCCAGCCUCAAAGUCGUGCUGGUCAGCUUGGUCUCAGUAAUUCUUCAUAUUUGUCUCAAGCUCAGCAGCGCAUGACAGGCCCUAAUUCACAACUUCCACCUUUAAUAAAUCAAUCAGUUGCACCAAGAGCCACUGCAAUUCGCUCACCUCUGCCUCAAACCCAAGGUAUUUAUGGCCAGCAGCAACCUCGAGGUCCAAACCCCAUCCAGUCAAAUGCUUUGUCUCAGGCCCAGAGAUCUGGUGUUGCAACAGGUAUAAACUUUGAUAACCCUAGUGUGCAGAAAGCAUUGGAUACUCUUAUUCAGAGUGGCCCAUCUCUUUCCCACUUGGUAAACCAAGCAUCUGCUCAGGUACCACGUACUGGGCAACCAAUGAACCAGGCUUCUAUGGCGUCUUACCAGCGCCACUACUAAGUCUGGGGUUGGGUGGAAUUGUCUUUAAAGAAGAGCAGUCAGCACAUCUAUUGAAUCCCCUUAAGGCUACCUGUUAAGGUUUCAUAAACAAAUGUCGGUAUCCAGAGAGUGCUUCAAUAAAUCUGGUUAUUGUUGGGUUUGAAAGUGAUUUUAAGAAAUCCAUAACGAUUUUAUGGUAGCCAGGAAAUGAAAAUUUUUAUAAAGGCACUCGAUAUCGGUUGUUACUGUAUAUAAUUUAAAAAAACUGCAUUUGUUAAUGAACAAGGCCUUAAUGCAAUCACUCGGUUCUUUAUGACUUUAAUCUUUUAAAAUAUAUUAAAAAAAAAUUGGAAAUGUUAGCCAGAUGAUUGUGUAUUAAAGCAUGAUGCUGCAGUCUGAAUCCAAUGUUUUAAAAUGGGUAUUUCCAAAAAUGUAACUAAAACCCAGGAUAGCAGAUCUCUUACAAAAGUAAACAAGUUUUUUUUAUAUUUUAAUGUUUUGCCUCUUUUUUUAAUAAUUAGAUAUUACGUCAGACAGGUUUGUGUCGUCAUUAUAGUUCUGUAAAAUUGACUUUUGUAAUUUUUAUGGUUUUCUGUUACAUUUGUGAUUUCCCUUCCCUUAUGUUCACUCUCUGCAGCUAUGAGAAAUUGUUUUACGUGCUUCAUUUGUAGCCGGAACCAUUUGCAGUUGUGGAAUGGUGGCUGUAUAUAUUUCUUAGUAGAAAUGUUAAUGUUUGAGUCACUACUUUCAUCUGGUUUGUAAAGAAUAAACGUUUCUCUUCCAUUUUUCCCCUUUUUAUUGUGUAUGUAUUGGAUGGGCAGGAGAAUGUUGGAGUCCAAAACCUGAGCAAAGAUGGGUGACAGAAAACCAGUGUAAACACAUUCCAUUCUAAGUAUAAUAAAAGCUUUUUCCCCACUGCAAUAUGAACAAGGAAGGUUGAAGAGUAAAGUUAAAUAUUGAGCAAUGGCAAGUGAAUCAUAACAGCAAAAAAAAAUGGUACGGUGGAAGCGAAGAUUUUGUUUUUGAAAACCUGUCUGAAAUAGUGUAGCAGAAAUUGGAAAGUUGACAAGUGGGCAUGAACUUUCACUGCAGAAAAAUGGGCAAAAGUUGAGAUUUCUGAGACUUGGUCUGUCUGAGUACAAGUUGUGAACAAUGUGCUUAAGGUCAACUAUGAAUGUUUAUUUGAAGGCUAGAUCCUUAUUUAAAUGGAAUCGAACUGAAGAUGAAAUGAAGAAUGGUGCAUAAUUGGAUCACUGUUAAUUAUCAAAGAAGCCCUUUGGACCUGUGGUCAAUAAAAACACCCAAGAAGCUGCAGUUGAAAUUUUUCUACAAAUAUUGCAAGUGGUGUACUGAUUAUUAAUCUGAGGCUAAUAGUUCAACAUCUGUGAUGGGAUGUCACUUCAGAUUAGUUUGAUUCUGUGGAGUCAAUAUAUGGUUUUUACUGUGCAUUUUUCUAAUCCCUGUGGAAGUUUGACCAGUAGCAAGAGUUCCAUAAUCCAGAGGAUUACAGAUACAAGGCCAUGCAUUUUCGUGUUUAAGAAAUGUAUUGUCUCAUGAACUGUACAAGAUCAUGACAACCAAAGAGAACACAACUAUCAACCAGCUCUUUAAAAUGAUAAUGACCCAGUGAAUUUUCUUUGUCACUUCCUGGUCAUUGUUUUUAAGUUCUCCUGUUACAUGAUCUCAUUGAACAAGGAAGCCAGUGUAUAUUACUAGUACAUUUAUGUAAAAAUGCAGCUGCAGCCAUGUGAUUUUUUUUUCAAAAGGGAAUUGUAGUGUUUUUCCUAAACUAGAUUUUAGUAAAACCUACUAGAGCACAGGGAACAACUGGAAAUUAUAAAUUUAGAAAUUAGUGCACCAAUGGUGUAUUUUUAAAAGCUAUAUUAAUAUAGAAAUUAGAUCCCAUAAUAUAGUUAUUGUGUGCCUGGUUAUUUCUAUCUUUGAUCUUGAUGUGCAUCAAUCUUAAAAUGAGAAAUGACUGCUCUUAUUAAAUUUUAGUUUGAAUGUCAGUUUUGGGCUUAAUUCACGUCAUCACGGUGUUUCUUUUGGGUUGGUAAAGAUUGGGAAAAGUCAUCUUUAUAUGUAGGUCAAAUGUUUAGAUUUGGGGUAGUAGUAGAGGGAACAACAAACUUUUCUUUUAAUUAGAUAAAAGCCGUAGUGUUUAUAAUAGGAUUGUAUGGCACAAACAGUAAUGUUAACUUUGUAAUUCCUUGGAGAUUAAACGAAGUACACUGAGGCAGCUGCAUUGCUUGAGUUAGAGGAGCUGAAUUAUAUAGCACUGAAAGAAUAGUGAGUGAUUUCUAACCAAGUUGAGGGAUUAAUAUUGAUCAUAUACAUUGCUAGAAGACCAUCAAAUGCACUGGUCUGCUGCAAGGAUAUAAUUGUAUCCAAACAUCUAUCCCUAUUCUGAUUAAGCACUGAGUCAUCAGUUCCUCUUUUUCUUCUGGCUCAACAGGGUAUUAUUUAUG